Aspergillus heteromorphus CBS 117.55 is the source of this 1570-nucleotide messenger RNA. RefSeq names its product NCS2 family permease. Bases 8 to 1570 code for a protein of 520 amino acids. Lineage: Eukaryota; Fungi; Ascomycota; Eurotiomycetes; Eurotiales; Aspergillaceae. Gene Ontology annotation, biological process: transmembrane transport. The transcript is spliced from 6 exons. The record is from RefSeq and is a predicted model, not a curated record. Gene Ontology annotation, cellular component: plasma membrane. Gene Ontology annotation, molecular function: purine nucleobase transmembrane transporter activity.
UGCCACCAUGCGUUACACAGAUUGGGUGCAUCGAGUCAACCGAGCAGUGGCUCGAAGCCCCGUCGGCCGAUGGUUCCGCCUGGAGAACUCGGGUCAUCCCAAAGAACGAGCAGGCAGCUUCUUCUUCACAGAGCUCCGCGCCGGGCUGGCCACCUUCUUCGCCAUGGCUUAUAUCAUCAGUGUCAACGCGACCAUCACUUCUGACACGGGGGGAACCUGCGUCUGUCCGCCGGACAGCUACGCUGAUCAGUGCGACAGCAACACUGAGUACUUGCUGUGUGUGCAGGAAGUCAAGCGCGACAUCGUCACCGCAACCGCGGCCAUCUCGGCACUAUCUACCUUCUGCAUGGGCAUCUUCUCGAAUCUGCCGGUCGCAUUGGCUCCCGGUAUGGGAUUGAACGCGUACUUCGCGUACACGGUGGUCGGACAUCAUGGGUUCGGUAUGAUCCCGUACCGCGUAGCCCUUACGGCCGUCUUUGUGGAGGGGUUCGUCUUCUUGGCUUUGACCCUGCUGGGGAUUGGGCUGGUGACGGGAGCCACGGACUCACCGAUUGAACUGGCGGGGUGUAGCGAGAGCCUCCGUGACGCGACGGCCGGUGUCUGUCCGGAUUCCGCGAAGAUGCGCAGUCCGACGAUGUGGAUCGGGAUUUUCUGCGGCGGGGUUCUCACGGCCAUGCUCAUGCUUUACCGGGUGAAGGGCGCCGUCAUCAUCGGAAUCCUGCUGGUGUCCAUCAUCUCAUGGCCGCGUCCGACGCCCGUGACGUAUUUUCCUCAUACCGAGCUCGGGGACAGCAUGUUUAAUUUCUUCAAGAAGGUAGUCACAUUCCAUCCGAUCACGCGCACCCUUGUAGCGCAGGACUGGGAUAUUUCUGAGCACGGGUCCCAGUUUGGGCUGGCCUUCAUUACCUUCCUGUACGUGGACAUCCUCGACACCACCGGCACCCUAUACUCCAUGGCCCGGUUCGCGGGAACGAUCGACCCGCAGACGCAGGAUUUCGAGGGUAGCGCUCUAGCCUACAUGGUCGACGCGAUCUCUAUCUCGAUAGGGUCGCUGUUCGGUACCUCCCCCGUGACAGCCUUUGUGGAGAGCGGCGCGGGGAUCUCCGAGGGCGGCAAGACCGGCCUGACCUCCUGCACGACGGGAAUCUGCUUCUUCGUCGCCGUGUUCUUCGCGCCAAUCUUCGCGUCCAUCCCCCCCUGGGCGACGGGGUGCACUCUGGUCAUUGUGGGGGCGCUGAUGGCCAAAGCGGCUGCGGAGAUCAACUGGCGGUACUUUGGGGACGCCAUCCCUGCGUUCCUGACGAUCGCCAUCAUGCCUUUCACGUACAGUAUCGCGUACGGCCUGAUCGCCGGGAUUCUGAGCUACAUCACGCUCAACGGCAUGGAUGAGAAGGAGCCGUGGACGUGGAAGAUCCCUGGGGGGUUCUUCCCUCCGUGGCUGCGGCGAGCCGCUCAGGGGAACAGGAGCUUCUGGCGCGAGGACGAGGAGAAUGGCAGGCGAUCGGACGAGUCGCAGGGACAGACCAGAACAGGCGACGUGGGCGUAGACGUGGCUGGAAAGGAGGUAUGA